Molecule: messenger RNA, 1392 nt
Organism: Eriocheir sinensis (Chinese mitten crab)
Lineage: Eukaryota; Metazoa; Arthropoda; Malacostraca; Decapoda; Varunidae
Exons: 2
Coding region: 1-1392 (463 amino acids)
Source: RefSeq, a predicted model, not a curated record
AUGAGUUUCGCCGAAGCCCGUUUCACUGGAGUCCGGCUUGUCAGCCCAGUGCCCUCCCGGCCUCCCCUUGGCCCCUCCAUACAGCCCAUUGCCCUCCCGGCCUCCCCUUGGCCCCUCCAUACAGCCCAGUGCCCUCCCGGCCUCCCCUUGGCCCCUCCAUACAGCCCGGUGCCCCAGCGGCCUCCCCUUGGCCCCUCCAUACAGCCCAGUGCCCUCCCGGCCUCCCCUUGGCCCCUCCAUACAGCCCAUUGCCCUCCCGGCCUCCCCUUGGCCCCUCCAUACAGCCCAGUGCCCUCCCGGCCUCCCCUUGGCCCCUCCAUACAGCCCAGUGCCCUCCCGGCCUCUCCUUGGCCCCUCCAUACAGCCCAGUGCCCUCCCGGCCCCCUUGGCCCCUCCAUACAGCCAAGUGCCCUCCCGGUCCCCUUGGCCCCUCCAUACAGCCCAGUGCCCUCCCGGCCUCCCCUUGGCCCCUCCAUACAGCCCAGUGCCCUCCCGGCCCCCUUGGCCCCUCCAUACAGCCCAGUGCCCUCCCGGCCUCCCCUUGGCCCCUCCAUACAGCCCAGUGCCCUCCCGGCCUCCCCUUGGCCCCUCCAUACAGCCCAAUGCCCUCCCGGCCUCCCCUUGGCCCCUCCAUACAGCCCAGUGCCCUCCCGGCCUCUCCUUGGCUCCUCCAUACAGCCCAGUGCCCUCCCGGCCUCCCCUUGGCCCCUCCAUACAGCCCAGUGCCCUCCUGGCCCCUCCAUACAGCCCAGUGCCCUCCCGGCCUCCCCUUGGCCCCUCCAUACAGCCCAGUGCCCUCCCGGCCCCCUUGGCCCCUCCAUACAGCCCAGUGCCCUCCCGGCCUCCCCUUGGCCCCUCCAUACAGCCCAGUGCCCUCCCGGCCUCUCCUUGGCUCCUCCAUACAGCCCAGUGCCCUCCCGGCCUCUCCUUGGCCGCUCCAUACAGCCCAGUGCCCUCCCUGGCCUCCCUUUGGCCCCUCCAUACAGCCCAGUGCCCUCCCGGCCUCCCCUUGGCCCCUCCAUACAGCCCAGUGCCCUCCCGGCCUCUCCUUGGCCCUUCCAUACAGCCCAGUGCCCUCCCGGCCCCCUUGGCCCCUCCAUACAGCCCAGUGCCCUCCCGGCCUCCCCUUGGCCCCUCCAUACAGCCCAGUGCCCUCCCGGCCUCCCCUUGGCCCCUCCAUACAGCCCAGUGCCCUCCCGGCCUCCCCUUGGCCCCUCCAUACAGCCCAGUGCCCUCCCGGCCUCCCCUUGGCCCAUCCAUACAGCCCAGUGCCCUCCCGGCCUCUCCUUGGCCCCUCCAUACAGCCCAGUGCCCUACCGGCCUCUCCUUGGCCCCUCCAUACAGCCCAGUGCCCUCCCGGCCUCCCCUUGGCCCCGCCAUACAGCCCCGUGA